CUUUUUCCUCAGUCAUAGGAGAUGUGAGAGGCAGGGGAUUAAUGGUGGGGAUAGAACUUGUGACAGAUAGGAAAGAGAAGACACCUGCUAAGGCUGAAACUGCAGUUUUAUUUGAGAAACUGAAAGAUCUGGGAGUAUUAGUUGGCAAAGGAGGCCUGCAUGGAAAUGUUUUCAGAAUAAAACCGCUGAUGUGUUUCACCAAAGACGAUGCCGAUUUCAUUGUAGAUGCGUUGGACUAUGCCAUCUCAGGCAUGAUUUUCGCACCGAUAGUUGCUCCAAUUGUUUGCUACUGGAUAGUGUGCAAUGGCACAGGGGAGAUGAAUUCGAUCUGUAUGUCCUAGAAUGAGGUUGAAGUUGAGGAGUUAAAAGGUUGGCAUGCACUCGGUUGAAGCAUUCUUGUGCAGACUUUCCUGGGACCUGCAUGGAUAUUGUAUUGUAAUGUAUCAGGAAGGCUGCCGUAAUUCUAUGGAAAUGCAUAUCUAGGACCGGAGAAUUUCAAGCAAAAAAUUUCAAUGAGUACAGAAAAGUGUAGAACUUUGUUGAUAUAACAAGUGUCGAUUUAUAAAUGAUGGUACUGAGGUGGACCCAAAGGGCAUGGAAUGACAUCAUUGUU
Messenger RNA from Magnolia sinica, 613 nucleotides. RefSeq names its product alanine--glyoxylate aminotransferase 2 homolog 1, mitochondrial-like. The coding region runs from base 42 to 341 and encodes 99 amino acids. Gene Ontology annotation, biological process: glyoxylate catabolic process. The record is from RefSeq and is a predicted model, not a curated record. Gene Ontology annotation, molecular function: L-alanine:glyoxylate transaminase activity. Gene Ontology annotation, cellular component: mitochondrion. The transcript is spliced from 4 exons. NCBI's taxonomy places the organism in Eukaryota, Viridiplantae, Streptophyta, Magnoliopsida, Magnoliales, Magnoliaceae.